Molecule: messenger RNA, 1797 nt
Organism: Chelonus insularis
Lineage: Eukaryota; Metazoa; Arthropoda; Insecta; Hymenoptera; Braconidae
Product: phospholipase A2-like
Exons: 4
Coding region: 1034-1678 (214 amino acids)
Biological process (GO): arachidonate secretion; phospholipid metabolic process
Molecular function (GO): A2-type glycerophospholipase activity
Source: RefSeq, a predicted model, not a curated record
UUGUAACAAUACAAUGAAUUUGUAGAAAUAUUAAUUGUUAAAGAUACAUUAGGUGGUAAUUAAAAUAUUGAAAUUUGAAUGAGAAAUUAUCGAUCGUUCAUAUAAUUUUAUACAAAAUUCAAUAAUUUACCCAUUUCAUUAUUGUUUAUUGGAAAUGGAUGAAGUCAAGCGGAAUGUAGGAAGCAUUGUAGAAUAACUGAUGGGUUUAGCAGUCCAAAGGUGAGGGAAAAAUGAUUGAAUCAAGGGUUUGUAGGAGGGUUUUUGAAGGUGUUAAAAGGAUAGGAUAUUUCGAAUUCGAAGGUUAAAUGAUCAAUGAAAAAUUUUCUUCAGGAGUAAAAAGAGUUAGAUAUGGGGCAUUGGGAAUUCAUUCGUAGCUCGUUUUUUCUCUUACUGGUCUAUUGAGCCUCGUGAGAUAAUUUUUUACGAAUCAUUUACAGAACUUGUCAUACUUCUAGAGAUCUCCAGCACUAUUGUCGAUGAGUAAAGUGGAGAAGCCUCGCUUAAGAGGUGUACAAGUGCAGCAGAAAUGACAGUACGAUCAUGAAUUGGCGGAUGGAAAGAACAUAGAUGGAAUUGAUGGAGAGGAUAUUUAGGAAAAGUCCGCUGAUUGUUUUAUUAUGCUGAUUUACUUGACAAGUAUCAAGGAGAAAGUAUGAGAUAUGUUGGAUAGAAUAGGUGGGACAUGUGUUUACAAAAAUUCCCCUGAAAUUGGUCAAAUAUCUGGAGAUGUAUUGUCUGAUGGUCCAACCAUUUCUCUCUUUCCGUACAGCAAAAAGUUCACGAAAGAAUCAUUUAUUUCUCAAGUUAAGAUUGUAGCUUUCAUCAUCGACUGAUUCAUUUCUAAUAAAAAAAGCAACUGCUCAUUAAUCGAUUGAAUAGUCAUAAAUAAAAAGCAAAAAGAAAUAGAUGAUUCAAAAACUGGAGCGAUAAUAUGAAUUUAAUGUUUUGAAUGACAUCAUCUAUAUAACGUCGAUAGAAAAAUGCUUAAGACUAUUUGGUGUUCAUUAUUCCGCUAUUAGAUCUAAGCUAAGAUAUGAUUUUCCAUCAAAAAAUUGUCUUCCUAGUAUUAUCAACGACAUUUAUAUUUCUAUUAAAUUCUCAUACCAGCAUGUUAGAUCAUAAAAAAUUAUCUAAUGAUAGCGUAGAAGUGCUAUAUUUGGACAAUGUAUCUAUCAACGAUUUUGAAGUGCUGAAAAAUAAAGAUUACAAUAAUACAGUAGUUAAAAAUAAACGAUCAUUAGUGUUUCCAGGUACUCUGUGGUGUGGAAUUCAAAACGUAGCAGUCUAUGAUGAAGAUCUAGGAUUCUUUUCUCUCACUGACGCUUGCUGUAGAGAACAUCAACGAUGCUCAUUCGAAGAUGAUAGAUCUAGUGGUAAUGGUCCAACACCUAGGAACAGUGUACCAUCAGUUCUUGCUGGUGAACGUUAUAAGGGAGAAGCUAUCUGCAGAUGUGAAAAGAGGUUUUAUCGUUGUCUUCGACGGACUAAUACUAUCAUUUCUCGGAACCUUGGACGCUUGUAUUUCAAUAUCAUUCAGAGAACUUGUUUUACUUAUGAUCAUCCAAGCUUGUACUGCGUCAAAUAUCAAGGGUUCUUCCGGUUGAGAUGUUUGGAGUAUGUGGUGAAUACUAGUGCUCCGAUGGUGAUAGAAGAGAGAGAUAAUCCAUUUUUCUUCUGAUAAAUUUUAUGUUCUUAUUUUUGUUGAUAAUUGUAAGCUAUACAAAUGCUUUUGUUAAGAUAGAAAUAAAAUAGUGAUAAUUAAUAUUUGAUUUUGGAUAAAAAAAAAUAAUAAAUUAA